AUGGAUUUAUGUAAGAAACGUACUAAGUUGAAUAGUAUAAAUAAUUUGGAAAGGUCUAAUAUAAAAUUUAAUGAUAGUAAGAAAAAAGAUGGUAAUAUAAAGGUUAAUAAAAACGAUAAUAUUAGUAAAAACGAUAAUAUUAGUAAAAACGAUAAUAUUAGUAAAAAUGAUAAUAUUAGUAAAAAUGAUAAUAUUAGUAAAAAUGAUAAUAUUAGUAAAAAUGAUAAUAUUAGUAAAAAUGAUAAUAAAAAUAUAAAUCAUAAUAUAUUUACUAAUGAAGGGAAUAUGUUGUCAAGAACCUACUUAAAGCAGGGACACAUACCAUAUAAAAAGGAGAGUAGUAAAAAUUACAUAAAUAAAGAAAAAGACAAAAAUAUUAACUUAGAAAAUGAAUAUGUAAUAGCAGAUGAAGAAAAUAAUAAUAAGUUUUUAAAAGAUAUAACGAAUGCAAAAUUUUCCGAUGAUGAAAAACAAACGAAGGAUGAUGCAAAUGAAAAAUACAAUAGAGGAGAUUAUGAAGGAGCACUAAAAAUAUGGGAAAGGGGGCUAAGGACUAUAAAUUAUGUUUUAUCAAAAAAAGAAGAACUAAGUAAGGAACGAUUAGAGGCAUUCAAUACCUUACACUCCACAUACUGUAGCAAUAUUGCUCAAGGUUAUAUGAAGCUAAAUAAGUAUUCAGAAUGUGUUAAAUAUUCAUUAUUAGCUCAAGAAAAUGAUAAAAAAAAUAUUAAAAUUUAUUUUAGACUAGCUAAAGGAUAUUUUAUGUUAGGAGAAUACAAUAAAUCAAUAGAAGUGUUAAAUGAAGGAAUUAAAAUUAAUAAAGACACUUCUUUAAUUAAUUUAUUAAUGUUAGUAAAAAGAAAAAGACAAACUCAUUUAGAAAAAGAAAAACAUAUGAUGAAAUAUAUUUUUCAAAAUCUUAAGGAAAAGCCAUUCAUUAAUGAUGAGAAUCAUAUCAGUUCUUUCUUUAAAGCUAUUUAUUCGUUAUUAUCUCCGCUGCUGAUGCUUAUUUAUGCGUUCUUUAUAAAGUCGUCCAACCUGUUGGUUAGUAUUAUGAGCAAAUGUAAAGUGAAGAGGAAGUCAAAAUAA
Molecule: messenger RNA, 1089 nt
Organism: Plasmodium malariae
Lineage: Eukaryota; Apicomplexa; Aconoidasida; Haemosporida; Plasmodiidae
Product: tetratricopeptide repeat family protein, putative
Exons: 1
Coding region: 1-1089 (362 amino acids)
Molecular function (GO): protein binding
Source: RefSeq, a predicted model, not a curated record